Strongylocentrotus purpuratus (purple sea urchin) is the source of this 2756-nucleotide messenger RNA. RefSeq names its product E3 ubiquitin-protein ligase TRIM71-like. Gene Ontology annotation, molecular function: ubiquitin-protein transferase activity; zinc ion binding. Gene Ontology annotation, cellular component: nucleoplasm; chromatin. NCBI's taxonomy places the organism in Eukaryota, Metazoa, Echinodermata, Echinoidea, Camarodonta, Strongylocentrotidae. The transcript has 2 exons. Gene Ontology annotation, biological process: positive regulation of DNA-templated transcription. The record is from RefSeq and is a predicted model, not a curated record. Bases 317 to 2209 code for a protein of 630 amino acids.
CUUGUAUCCAGGUACAUAUUUGAAUGGAGAAUUAUAAUACUUUUGAUGAAAGCGAGGUGCACCUCUUUCGACACAUAUUUUUAAUCAACGUACGAACUUGGUACAGAACUAUAUGCAGCAGUUAGGACGCACUUGUUGCGUAGAUCCGUAGACUCAUAUUGGUACAUAUAGGUUGUGCUUGCAUGAACUGACUGUUUACUUCUAGCUAGUACACAUAAGCCGAUCACACUUGUUAUUGGACAUCAUUUGGAUGUAAUAGGCGUAGAAUGUGCUCGUGUUUGUAAUAAGCCAGAAAUUCGACAUAAAUUUUGUACAAAUGGCUGAGAAGACCGAGGAAGAGAAAGCUCCAAGCUCUUCAAAGAACCUGACAUGUCCACUAUGUCUUGAUUUCUUUGACGAGGCAACCAUCUUGACUUCAUGCGGACACACCUUCUGUCGGAAAUGUCUCAAGAACUAUGACCUUUCCCAACAGGAUCUCGAUCAUAUGAUCUGUCCUCACUGCAGGAAGAUCACCAAGUUGUCUGCGAACCGUGUCGAUGAUUUCCUUACCAAUGUGACUGUCAACGGAUUUGUAGACAAUUACCACGCCAAGUGUGGAGGGAUGAACGCUGUCCUUGAGAUGCGUCCAAAAUGCACGGCUUGCAUGUUUCAGCUAGAUGCUGUCUCAUUCUGCUGUACAUGUAAUAACUACAUUUGUGAUAAGUGUCUGGAUUGUCAUCAAAAUCUUAGAGCCUAUAAAGGUCACGAUAUUGUAUCUAUACAGGAUAUCAACAACGGGAAGGUCAGCAUUAGUCAUGUAUCCGAGAAGUGCUGCAUCCACAAACAAGAGAACAAAGAUAUGUUUUGUGAGGAUUGUAAUGUCCAUGUCUGUUUCAAGUGCGUGAUCGUCGGUCAUAAAAAUCACAACAUCGAGAAUCAGGCUGACUUCGAGCAGGAGUUACGACUUAAGGUGAACGACCUUGUCCAGCGAUGUGCCGCUAAGAAGAAAGAACUGGAGAAGAACAUUCAGAAUGUUGAAGUACAACGCCAUGAAGUAUACACUGCCGUGCAGAAACUACUGGACGAUGUCAGUCAAGCCUACAGCAUCAAGGCCAAAAAGCUUGAAGAAAAUCAUGGAAAUCUCAUCGAGCAAAUCAAUGCAGUAAAGCGGGGUUUCGAUGAUAACUUCAACGUCUUGAAAUCCAAGGAUCGACAGAGGAUCAAGAGUAUUUGUAGGUUAAAAACACUGGUAUCUAACGACAGACUGGGUCGUCUCGAGACAGACAGUCUGUCUGCUCAUAUCUUGCUCUGUGAGGAGAUGGAUGCCUUACUGAAGGAGGCUACUGAUCACACUUCUACGGCAGCCAUUACGAAGAAAGCACAGGAGAAGAGGUUCAAGCCUGCAGAUGAUAGUCGUCUUGACCUCGGGAGCAUCUCGGAAUCAGAUCCCAAGUUGCAAGUCAUUCAGUGUGUAGGUCUACGAGGACGGAUGCAUGGAAUGACCCAGUACUCUGAUGACAGUGUGGCUAUCGGAUAUUGGGAUACACAUGGUAUAGAUAUCAUUGAUUCAGCUGGUAAACAGGAGCAGUAUGCAAACAUACCAAGUAACAUGAAGUGUUAUGAUCUUGUUUUUCAACAAGACAGGUCGUUAUGCAUACCGGCGGAUAAGAAUAGAGCACACAUAUAUUCUCCGAAUGGAUACAGGAAAUCAACCAUCUACGUGAAAGGCAAUGAUUUUCCCCUCAGACUAAACAGAAGUCCAUCAGAUGAAAUCCUCAUUGCUAACAUUGAAAAGCAAGUCUACAUCUAUGACCCGACUGGAUCUACUCUCAAACACACUGUUCCAACAGAACACGGGACGCUCCAGGUAUCUGCUACCAGGUCGGGUUUGAUUGUCAUGAGUUCAUGUGACAUCAAUCAAAGCGUGGUGACGGUCUAUGACAGGGAUGGGAAUGCCGGUAAGCCUCUAAAAGCUCCAGACCGCGAUAUCGACCUGUUUGCUGCCGUGGAUGAGCAGGACAGGGUGUAUGUAGCGAGUGUUGACCAAUCGAAAGGUAACGUGGUGAUCAGGCUCUAUGACCUUGAUAGUCUGAACCUGAAGGAAAGAGUUGAGUUCAAUGUACUCAACCUGACGCUUGGAAAUGUUUGGUGUUACUUGGUUUCCCUCUUUCCAGACAUGCUCGCGUUUGCUUGUGACAAGAAGUUGUAUUUUAUCAAAUUAUCACUGUAAUCCAUUUCACUCUAUAUUACCAUUCUUGGUACUGUGUAUACCUUUCUGCUCUACAUUAUACUCUAAUAUGGGCCGAUAUGUUUAAUAUUAAAUUGUUUAUUAUGUAAUAACUUAACGAAUGAGAAGAUGUCCAUUCUCUCGAUAGAUUUUAGUUGCAUGUAUACAGUUGUCAUUACCCAAUAUAAUGAUAACGUCCCCCUAUUGAAAUAGUUUGUAAAUACAUAAAACAUACAUACACCAUGUACGUCUUUGUUGUGUAAUUGUUUUCUUCGAUAUCUAAACAAAAUUAUUGGUACUGCAAAGUCAAAGAAUAGCAACGAAUACAGACACACUAUCAAAAUAGUUUCGUCUUGAUUCAUCGUUUUGCGAUUUAUUCUUGAGUGCAAGAUAAAAACCUUUAAUAUAUCAGUAUUUUGUUUCUAUAUUCUUUGAUUGAUAUUUUAUAUUCGUUUGUGUGAGUGAGAAAGCACGUACUGACUAAAUAUUGUACUAUAGAGCAAAACAAAAGUUUUUUUUAAAGUGUCUGAUAACAAUUUUCCCUAAUCAC